ACGGCACAUGCAUUGGAGACAGUUCUUGCUACAGUCCAACUUUCUUACGAUUUCAUCGCCAUGUCAUCCGCAUACUAUCCGCAGACAGAUGGACAAACCGAGCGUCUCAACCAAAUUGUAGAGCAACUCCUCCGCGCAGCCUACAAGGACGAAAUCUUCAAGUGGGACUUGCAUCUGCCCAUCCUGGACUUUGCCUACAACAAUGCUACUCACGCGCUACUCGACAGACGCCCUUGAUAUCGGCCAUCUCCCAUUCAAACUGCG
Messenger RNA from Closterium sp. NIES-67, 264 nucleotides. The record is from the annotation of a GenBank genome assembly. Lineage: Eukaryota; Viridiplantae; Streptophyta; Zygnematophyceae; Desmidiales; Closteriaceae.